Phascolarctos cinereus (koala) is the source of this 1896-nucleotide messenger RNA. RefSeq names its product serine/threonine kinase 3 (gene STK3). Lineage: Eukaryota; Metazoa; Chordata; Mammalia; Diprotodontia; Phascolarctidae. Gene Ontology annotation, biological process: protein phosphorylation; signal transduction; protein tetramerization. Gene Ontology annotation, cellular component: cytoplasm. Gene Ontology annotation, molecular function: ATP binding; protein serine/threonine kinase activity. The record is from RefSeq and is a predicted model, not a curated record.
GUUCUUUAAAACUAAGAGGAACAUCUGUCUAAAAGGGACAGCUUAAUCUGACAUCUGCUCUGAGAAUGCAAGAUGCUUGCUGAAGGGUCUGCAUGGUUUUGGUUUGUUCCCUCCUGGUUCUGCUUCUGACUUUUUGGAUUUUGCCAUCAUGCUUAAUCUUAAUUUUGACACUGCAACUUCCUUCCGUGCCUGGGGCUUCUUCACCCUAGAACAUGAUUCCACUAUACCAGCCUCCUUCUUCACUUGCAAGCUAAAAAAGCUGAGUGAAGACAGUUUAACUAAGCAGCCUGAAGAAGUCUUUGAUGUCUUAGAGAAGCUUGGUGAGGGAUCUUAUGGAAGUGUAUUUAAAGCAAUACAUAAGGAAUCUGGUCAAGUGGUGGCAAUUAAACAAGUUCCUGUUGAAUCAGAUCUUCAGGAAAUCAUCAAAGAAAUUUCUAUAAUGCAGCAAUGUGACAGCCCCUAUGUUGUAAAGUACUAUGGCAGUUACUUUAAGAACACUGACCUUUGGAUUGUUAUGGAAUACUGUGGAGCUGGCUCUGUUUCAGACAUAAUUCGGUUACGGAAUAAGACAUUAACUGAAGAUGAAAUUGCAACUAUUCUUAAAUCCACUUUGAAAGGACUUGAAUAUUUGCACUUCAUGAGAAAAAUACAUCGAGAUAUAAAGGCGGGAAACAUUCUCCUCAACACAGAAGGGCAUGCAAAAUUAGCCGAUUUUGGAGUGGCUGGGCAAUUAACAGAUACAAUGGCAAAACGUAAUACUGUUAUUGGAACUCCAUUUUGGAUGGCUCCUGAAGUAAUACAAGAAAUUGGUUAUAACUGUGUGGCAGAUAUCUGGUCCCUUGGUAUCACAUCUAUAGAAAUGGCUGAAGGAAAACCACCUUAUGCUGACAUACAUCCAAUGAGGGCUAUUUUUAUGAUUCCCACAAAUCCACCACCAACAUUCCGGAAACCAGAACUUUGGUCUGAUGAGUUCACAGAUUUUGUCAAGAAGUGCUUAGUGAAGAGUCCUGAGCAGAGAGCCACAGCAACACAACUUUUGCAGCAUCCUUUUAUCAAGAAUGCCAAACCAGUAUCAAUUUUAAGAGACCUGAUCACAGAAGCUAUGGAAAUAAAGGCCAAAAGACAUGAAGAACAGCAACGAGAACUGGAAGAGGAAGAAGAAAAUUCGGAUGAAGAUGAGUUGGAUUCCCAUACCAUGGUGAAGACUGGUUUGGAAAGUGUGGGCACCAUGAGGGCUAUCAACACAAUGAGUGAAGGUGCUCAGACCAUGAUUGAACACAAUACCACCAUAUUAGAAUCUGACUUGGGAACCAUGGUCAUAAACAGCGAAGAUGAAGAAGAAGUAGAUGGAACUAUGAAAAGAAAUGCAACUUCGUCACAAGUGCAAAGACCAUCUUUUAUGGAUUAUUUUGAUAAACAAGAUUUCAAAAAUAAGAGUCAUGAAAACUGUAAUCAGAACAUACAUGAGCCAUUCCCAAUGUCAAAAAAUGUUUUUCCCGACAACUGGAAAGUUCCUCAAGAUGGAGACUUCGAUUUCUUGAAAAACCUGAGUUUAGAAGAAUUACAAAUGCGGUUAAAGGCACUGGACCCAAUGAUGGAAAGAGAAAUUGAAGAGCUUCGUCAAAGUUAUAAUGCAAAAAGACAACCAAUUCUGGAUGCAAUGGAUGCAAAAAAACGAAGACAGCAAAACUUUUGAGCUUAAUAUCUUCUCAGACAGUAUGUGUAGUUAGUCUAGAUGCCAGUAAACCAUGAAUAGUUGAAGGAAUCAUAGUGUUAUGAUUAUUUCUGUUAUUUUUAAUCCAUGAGAUUUGUGCUUCACAACCCAACAGUGUUGAAAUUCUGAAGUUAAAAUAGAGGGCUUAAAUUUACCAGUGCAAGCACAGUAAUUUUAUUUUU